AUGUCCGGAGCACCAGAAGUAACACCAUCAAGGGUAGGACCACCUGGACCUGAUCCAACUGCUCGCGUCUAUUGGAAGUUGGGCAUAUUCAGCGUUGCAAUGUUUGCUGCCCCAAUAACGGCUUAUUAUGUAGCAAGAGAUCGCUUGUUCAAUGGCAAUGCAACUUAUUCGGGAGGUUUGGCCGCUUUUGUAGCCAAUGUAGUCCUGAUAGGGUACGUCAUAGCAGCAUUUAUGGAAGAUCAAGGGGAAAGUCCCUCAAACAAAAAGGCAACAUCAGAUACCGUUCAAGAAAAGAAGAAAGACAAGUAG
Molecule: messenger RNA, 309 nt
Organism: Meira miltonrushii
Lineage: Eukaryota; Fungi; Basidiomycota; Exobasidiomycetes; Exobasidiales; Brachybasidiaceae
Exons: 2
Coding region: 1-309 (102 amino acids)
Biological process (GO): vacuolar proton-transporting V-type ATPase complex assembly
Cellular component (GO): endoplasmic reticulum membrane
Source: RefSeq, a predicted model, not a curated record